This is a messenger RNA of Limanda limanda (common dab), 1152 nucleotides long. RefSeq lists its product as uncharacterized. Gene Ontology annotation, molecular function: MHC class II protein binding; protein tyrosine kinase binding. Lineage: Eukaryota; Metazoa; Chordata; Actinopteri; Pleuronectiformes; Pleuronectidae. Gene Ontology annotation, cellular component: membrane raft; external side of plasma membrane. The transcript is spliced from 6 exons. The coding region runs from base 1 to 858 and encodes 285 amino acids. Gene Ontology annotation, biological process: T cell activation; interleukin-15-mediated signaling pathway; positive regulation of ERK1 and ERK2 cascade. The record is from RefSeq and is a predicted model, not a curated record.
AUGUCUUUACAUCUGAUACUGGUGCUGAUUCCGUUUACAGUGAUCGCUGACCAAGAUUCCUCCAUCUACAUCAGAGCUGGAGCUGAAGUCACUUUGCCUUGUGGCAUUGUGAGAGAUGAUCAUGUGAACUGUGGAGCUACUGACUGGUUCUUCAAUGAUUCAGAGAACCCUGGAUCAGCAUACCUGUUUGUAAAAGGGCAGCUCAACAGAUUUGUGAUUUCCAAAUCUAAAGCAGGCAGACUACGUCUUGCUGCAAACUGUUCUCUGGUUAUUAGGGAGGUCACAGCUGAAGAUGCUGGUCAAUACAUCUGCAGUCACUCUGACCAGAUCAAUGAACGUCAUGUGUUUUUUAUCUAUGUUGUCAGCGUGACUGAGCACGAGAGAACUGAUGAGGUGACGUUGAGCUGCUCUGUGUCGACAUUUGCAAGGUUUGGACUCACAGUGAAGUGGCUGUUUAUGAAUAUGGAUAUGGAUGAAAACAACAAAGAACUGAAGACGUCAGAGUCUUACAGCUCGGCCAAUGUGAGCUUCUCAAAAUCCCAUUCUGUUUACAAGAUGAAGAACUAUAGCUCAUUAAUAUGUAAAGUGAAGGAUAAAUACACGGAGGAAAAGUAUGCCUUCAUCCCUCCGUCAUCAGGAAACAAUGAGAUGACAACAGAUUGGUGGUGGUACAUUCGUCUGGUUGUGGGUUUUGCCACAAUCGUAACAUUGGUUGUGAUUCUCAUCAAAUGGAGAAGAAACAAGAUCCAGGGUGGUGAUGUUGCAGUGGCCUUCAGCACUGGGGAAGCUCCCUCCUCUUCUACUGGACCCUCAGAUGAUCCCAGCAGCCUCUAUGAGAACGUCACAAUCAUACAAUAGUAGAGUCACGUUUGACAUCGAUACAUUUAUAACAUGAAUCAUUUGUUACAACUUUUCUGCUGUGAAAACAAAGUCACUCGUAAUAAUGUGAUUCUCAUUAGAUAGAAAAGAAACAAAGGUGGGAACAUUCCCAGAUGAAACUUUGAUUUAGUUUAAACCACUGCCAAGGCCCGACAGUCUGUAAAGUUUUCUAUAAAAAGUUACUUUUAUCGUGUGGACUGGAUUUAACCAUUUUUCAGCCAUUUUAUUGAUUUUUGAAGUUUGUCGUCCAAAACUUGAAUAUUUUAUAUUGUA